Molecule: messenger RNA, 942 nt
Organism: Leptosia nina
Lineage: Eukaryota; Metazoa; Arthropoda; Insecta; Lepidoptera; Pieridae
Source: the annotation of a GenBank genome assembly
AUGGAGAAGCUCCCGCCGAGUACGCUCCUCAAAUUCAAUCCGAACCAAAUGAACGAAGUACGCAAAGCCUUCAAUCUCGAUGAUUUAAAAAAACUGGAACAAGCACUCGACCACUUCGAGGACUGGAUUAAAAUGCAAAAUCAUUUCGCUGUGAAAGAAUUCGAUAGAGACUACCUUGAACGAUUCCUGAUAGCUAAUAAGGGUUCCGUUGAGAUUGCCAAAAAACGCCUCGACAAAUUGUGCACAUUACGAACCAUGAUGCCCGACUUCUUAAGGAACUUUGACGUGACAAAUGAGCUACCUCGCAUGAUUAAAUGGAUGCACGCGUGUGUUUUGCCCCAACCAACUAAAGACAACUACAGAGUACUAGCAACAAUGGUACAUGACCCUGAAGCCGUCGACUAUAUUGACUUCAUCGGUUAUUACAGAUUUUAUAUAUCGAUAGUAGAAUACCUAUUCAAAUAUGAUUAUAAUGCUGGCUACGAAGUAAUUUUUGAUACAAGGCAAUUUUCACUUAGUGUCGUGUCAAAGCUAAGUCCAAUUGCUGUGAAGAACUGCACUACUAUCUUUCUGGAAGCACUGGCCUUCCGGCUCAAACGCUUGCACAUCAUCAGCGGCUCCAAAUUAUUUGACUUCGUGAUGUCCAUAAUCAAGCAAGCGUUGACAGAGAAACUUGUGAAACGUAUCGUGAUCCACGACGACCCAAGCACGCUACAGCAGUACAUACCCAAGGAAAUGCUACCAGUUGAUUUUGGUGGAACGGAAACUAGUAUGAAAGAGUUAUGCGAAGCAAAUGUCAACGAAUUCUGCACUGAAGAGCACAUAGCGCGCCUGAAAAAAAUGGAGGCAGCUGUUUCGGACGAGUCCAAGAGACUAUCCUAUAAGUUCAAUGAGGAACACCUGGGUUUACCUGGAUCUUUUAAAACCUUAUGUGUAGAUUGA